UAAAAAAAAAAAAUCAGCUCCUCUGGUCUGUCAGGCACCAUUCUGGGGCUAAAGAGAUGAAGACGGUUUGUCGGCGAGAUCAUAGCUCGGUGGAGCACCCAUUCCAGCUUUGGGCGAAAUCAGAGCCACCCAAUCUGUGUGACGGCAGUGUGACGGCAGCCCGCAUGGGCUAAGACGACACCACCCUCUUCCUGCGCGUGUCUCACAUCCUGUUCCCUCAUACGAGGUUUUUUUUCAUUUGGUCCCUUUCUGUUCUUGCAAAACAGAGGUGGGAUGUGGCCAGCUUUAUUUAGGAAGGAAACGGGGACUGCUGCUCCUAAGGUGAUCUCUGGGACUGUGUGCGUCUCCGGGCCUCUCCGCAGGGCCACAGACAGCCACUGCUCACUGCACUGCUGGACGCCAGCUGGACCCGGCUGGGUGCGCUGACACGCCACCGCCAUGCAUUUCAGCUCCAACUCCUUAUGUCUCAUGAGGUCCCCGCGAGAGCAGCGCUGCCGAGGACAGAAGAUGGCCGUUCCAAUGCCAAAGCGAGCUCCCCAGCUGCUGUUCGUCGGCAUCCUGACCCUCACGGCCACGGUCAUCUGCCUGCUGCUCUACGCUCUGCUCUGGAAGGGCGGCGACCUCACUGAUUUGCCCAACCUGAGGCUCGGCUUCUACAGAUUCUGCCUGUGGGACAAGGGCACAGGCUCCCUCCAGUGCCACCAGUUCCCUGAGCUGGAGGACCUGGGUGUGUCUCGGGUUGGCCUGGCCCUAGCCAGGUUUGGCGUGUACGGGGCCCUCGUCCUUACCCUCUUUGUCCCCCUGCCUCUCCUCCUGGCAUGGUGCAACAGUAAUGAGGGCGAGUGGCAGCUGGUGGUGGGCUUCCUGGCGGUGGCCUGCGCGCUGCUGGCCGGCGGCCUGGGCCUCUUCCUUGCCUACACCUGGAAGUGGCUCAGCCUCUCCCUCCUGGGGCCGGGGUUUCUGGCUCUGAGCACUGCCCAGGCCUUACUCAUCCUUUUGCUUAUGGCCACAGCUAUGUUCCCUCAGAAGGCAGAGAAGGGCAAGAGCAAGCUUGAGCACUGCUAGUCUAGCCUAAGGG
This is a messenger RNA of Rhinolophus ferrumequinum (greater horseshoe bat), 1078 nucleotides long. RefSeq names its product transmembrane protein 140 (gene TMEM140). Lineage: Eukaryota; Metazoa; Chordata; Mammalia; Chiroptera; Rhinolophidae. Bases 439 to 1065 code for a protein of 208 amino acids. The record is from RefSeq and is a predicted model, not a curated record. The transcript has 2 exons.